AAAGGCAGAAUCCUGGAGUUUCCCCCAACAAGUGUCCUUGAUGUGAAAACAAGGAGAAAUAUCCAUGGUUGUGCAUGCGAAACCAAUGCUUUUUUGCAAAGCUGGGUGACUUUCUUCUGCCAAGUUCAUAUGCAGUAAAAAUGCAAAAUGGGGAAAAUCGGAAAUGCAGUCCCUGGGGGUGCUUGGUGGUCACAGGCACGAUGAUGUUGCUGCUACUGUUUUGGCUUAGAUUUUUAGUUGAAAUAGUGAAAAAAAAAAAUGAAUUUGGAGGCAUGAGUAAAUCUGCCCAUAUUAGAGGAUUUGGUAACCUGGAAUUCCCCCAUCACACCCCCCUCCCAUCCUUGUGAAGGAAAUGCACUGACUAGAAAAAAAAUUUUCUCCUUUUUAAGGAAAAUUGACCGAAGAGCUCGAGGAAUUAAAAGGUCUGGAAGCUGAUGAAUCCUCUGAGGACCUUGAGGAGAGUGAUCUAGAGAGGGAUGAACUCACAGAAGAACUUGGGGAACGUGAUAAAAAAAUAGAGGAACUCACUGAAGAGCUUGCCAAGCAGACUGCACAUAUCGGUGAACUCACUACAGAGCUGGGGGAACGUGAUGCCAAAAUCGAUGAACUGUCUGCAGAAAUGGAAAAACGCGAUAGCAAAAUUGACGAACUCACUGCAGAGCUUGAGGAAUACAAAGCAAAAAUGAGAAAAUGCAUGGAAGAGCACAGGAAAGAGGAAGAAAAAUUGGCAAACGUGACGCUGGACCCCGAGACGGCCCACCCUCGCCUCAUCCUGUCCAAGGACCAGAAGAGCGUGCGAUGGGAAUACAUGCUACAGGAGUCGCCCGACAGCCCCGAGCGCUUCGACGCCGAUCCCUGCGUGCUGGGUUGCGAAGCCUUCACCUCUGGGCGCCACUACUGGGUGGUGGAUCUGGCAGAAGGGCAGUACUGCGCCGUCGGGGUCAGCAGAGAGUCUCUGCCGAGGAAGGGACCCGUCAGCUUUAAUCCCGAAGAAGGGAUCUGGGCCGUGCAGCAAUGGGGAUUCAAGAACCGAGCCCUUACCUCCCCUCCGACCCUCCUGAACCUGCCACGGGUCCCCAAAAAGAUCCGCAUCUCUCUAGACUACGAGUGGGGUGAGGUGGCGUUUUUUGACGUUGAGAACAAAGUCCCCAUCUUCACUUUUCCUCCAGCCUCCUUCGCCGGGGAGCGGAUCCGGCCUUGGUUCUGGGUGGAGCUGGGCUCCCUCUCUCUGGUCCGAUGACCCUCGCCUUCCUGGUUCGUCUUGCCAUGAAGCUCCCAGUGAGGUACUGGGAGCCCUAAAAGUUGUGGGGAGGUCAAACCAGUGCUUGAGAUCAUUGUGGGGCCAGCUGUGAUGGGAGGCGGACAAUUAGGGACAUCACCAAAGCCACUGGAGCCUGGGGGAAGCGUGGUCUUCACCUUUCGCUUCAUCUCACUGCACUUUAACAGCACUGAUGAAUUCCUCUUUAAUGUCUGCUUGUUCUUAGCCACCUGUAAAAACAAUAAAAUUAAAUUAAAUCUUGUCUUUUGCCCCACCAUGGGAUGGGCAACUGGUAGGUCCCAGCUCACAAUAAACCACUUGAGACUCUCUGGAGGAUUUGAUUUCUUUUUCCAGCUGGUUCAGUAGAGGGAUCUCCAGGUCUUCUCAGAUGAUGCCUGCAGCCCAUAUGGCUUCUCCUUGCAGCAUCUGCCCUACUUAUCCUACUGAAAAAUGGGAAAUUUGCCAUGGAUCCUAUCAUGGGAACAGGCAAGGCAAGGGGAUGCUGCCUUCUCCCACCUACGGGUAAUGGCCAGAGCAUCCCAGGCUCUCAGCCCUAUGCUUUUAAUUUCUCUUUCUGCAGCUUUUUGGGCCAGAGACCUUCAUUACUGCCCUUGCAACCCAUAUUUGUG
Messenger RNA from Cygnus atratus (black swan), 1887 nucleotides. RefSeq names its product zinc finger protein RFP-like. Gene Ontology annotation, molecular function: protein binding. The record is from RefSeq and is a predicted model, not a curated record. Lineage: Eukaryota; Metazoa; Chordata; Aves; Anseriformes; Anatidae. The transcript is spliced from 18 exons. The coding region runs from base 620 to 1240 and encodes 206 amino acids.